Aureococcus anophagefferens is the source of this 822-nucleotide messenger RNA. RefSeq names its product O-linked GlcNAc transferase-like protein (gene OGT2). Gene Ontology annotation, biological process: protein O-linked glycosylation. Gene Ontology annotation, molecular function: protein N-acetylglucosaminyltransferase activity; protein binding. Lineage: Eukaryota; Pelagophyceae; Pelagomonadales; Pelagomonadaceae. The transcript has a single exon. The coding region runs from base 1 to 822 and encodes 273 amino acids. The record is from RefSeq and is a predicted model, not a curated record.
AUGGCCGCCCACUCGGCCCCGCCCCUCCCGCCGGCGAGUACGACGUGCACCUGCUUCUGGAAUUUGUGCACGCCCCUCAAGGGCGGCAAGAACAAGACGCUGACGGACCUCGCGAGCGCCAAGGACGCGAGCGCCCCGAGCGCCGAGGACACGAUCCAGGCGCAGCAGCAGUUCACGCGCGGCAGCGCCCUGCACAGCAAGGAGCAGCUCCACGAGGCCAUCGCCGCCUACCGCGCCGCGGCGGUCCUCGACCCGACGCGCACGGACGUGCUCUACAACCUGGCGAACGCGCUCCAGGACGUGGGCCAGCUCCUCGAGGCGCGCCACGUCUACGCCAAGGUCAUCGCCCUCAUGCCGGACCACUACGCGGCGCACUACAACCUGGGCUACGUGCUCGAGGAGUUGGGGGAGAUCGAGCCCGCGCUCCGCGAGUUCCGCACGGCGAGCGCGCUCGACCCGAACGACAAGGACGCGCUCGUCAACAUCGGCAACAUCCUCAUGCAGCUCCACGAGAUCGAGGCCGCCAUCGCCGAGUACAAGAAGGCCGUGGCCCUCGAUCCCACGUCCGUCAUGGCCUUCUACAACCUCGCGUCGGCCGCGCACGCCCUCAACCAGCACGACCUCGCGAAGCAGUACUUCGCGAAGACGAUCCUCCUCGACCCCCACUACGCCGACGCCCACUUCAACCUCGGCAUCGUCCACCAGGAGAGCGGCGUCCUCGACGAGGCCCUCAAGUGCUACGACGAGGCCGCGCGCCUCAACCCGGACCUCGUCGAGGCCGUCCGCGCGGCCAACUCCAUCCGCGCCAACGCCAACCGAUGA